This is a messenger RNA of Chelmon rostratus (copperband butterflyfish), 1063 nucleotides long. RefSeq names its product zinc finger and BTB domain containing 8 opposite strand (gene tslig1). The coding region runs from base 122 to 610 and encodes 162 amino acids. The transcript is spliced from 7 exons. Gene Ontology annotation, cellular component: tRNA-splicing ligase complex. Gene Ontology annotation, biological process: tRNA splicing, via endonucleolytic cleavage and ligation. The record is from RefSeq and is a predicted model, not a curated record. Lineage: Eukaryota; Metazoa; Chordata; Actinopteri; Chaetodontiformes; Chaetodontidae.
UGUCGUGUAGCUGUCUGGAAACCCUCCUCCGAUCCAUGUUGUUAGCGGUGGUCACCCACACCAACACAGGAAGAAUCAGAUUUGAUCGUCUUUUACAACGUUGAACAGACUUCCAGCUACAAUGGACGAUCGUUUGUUAGACCUAACAGAGGCACAGGAAGCUACCAAGGCAAAAUACCCGCCAAUCAACAAGAAAUAUGAAUACCUGGAUCAUACAGCAGAUGUACAAAUUCACUCCUGGGGAGAGUCCCUGGAGGAAGCCUUCGAGCAGUGUGCCAUGGGCAUGUUCGGCUACAUGACGGACACAGAGACAGUGGAACCACUUGAUACUGUUGACAUGGAAUCAAAGGGUGAUGACAUGGAGUCUCUCCUUUUCCACUUCCUAGAUGACUGGUUAUACAAGUUUAAUGCAGACCCCUUCUUUGUUCCCAGGGAGAUUAAAGUUUUGAACAUAGACAGAAUGCGCUUCAGGAUCCGCUCCAUUGGUUGGGGUGAAGAAUUCUCUCUGGCAAAGCAUCCACAGGGCACUGAGGUGAAAGCCAUCACAUACUCUGCAAUGCAGAUCCAUGAUAAAGAAAAACCCGAGAUAUUUACCAUCAUUGAUAUCUGACGAUAGCUCCAGAGGCAGACACACUCCUGGUUCAAUGGAACUGGAAUCUCUACAUGGCCAAUUUAAGUGGCCUUUUAUCCAAGACACUGAUUAUUCGCUUGCACAAUAGAGCUUUCUAUUUGCAUGCUGAACUGUUUACUUUCAGGAGCAUUUCUUGUGAUAACGUGUUUACACAGUACAAUGGCAGAGAUCGCAGAGCUUACUGAUUAGUAAUGCCACAGUGACAUAAAUUAAUUAUUUCUAAAAAAUAAUAAAACCUUUUUAUUAAAUUUUUUUACACAAUUCACAGCCCAGAUUUACUUGGAAUGCCUUUGAAUAUUCUUAUUUAACACAAAUUUGACAUUGUAUUGAUUCCUUAUCAAUUGUUGUAAAUAAAUCAACAGAUGUUUAUUUUUCUUCUGUGGGAUGGAAUAAAUAAUUGCUGGUGGAUAAAGAUAAAAUCUCACUUUUGAA